Molecule: messenger RNA, 830 nt
Organism: Lolium perenne
Lineage: Eukaryota; Viridiplantae; Streptophyta; Magnoliopsida; Poales; Poaceae
Product: peroxiredoxin-2F, mitochondrial
Biological process (GO): cell redox homeostasis; hydrogen peroxide catabolic process; cellular response to oxidative stress
Cellular component (GO): cytoplasm; mitochondrion
Molecular function (GO): thioredoxin peroxidase activity
Source: RefSeq, a predicted model, not a curated record
CCUAUCCAGCGAACGCAAUUACCUGCUCCCAUUUUCUGUGGCUUUUGGCGGCUGCACAGAGAGCGAUGGCGUCAGCACUGCUCAGGAGGGCGAGAGGCUCGCCGGCGGCGGCGGCGCUGUGGGCUGCGUCGAGGGGCUUCGCGUCCGUGGGCUCCGACAUCGUGUCGGCGGCGCCCGGCGUGUCGCUGCAGAAGGCGCGGUCCUGGGACGAGGGUGUCGCCACCAAGUUCUCCACCACCCCUCUCAAGGACAUCUUCCAUGGGAAGAAAGUGGUCAUCUUCGGAUUGCCGGGUGCAUAUACAGGAGUAUGUUCGCAGUCACAUGUCCCUAGUUACAAGAACAACAUCGAUAAACUGAAAGCAAAAGGGAUCGACUCUGUUAUCUGUGUAGCUGUUAAUGACCCAUACGUGCUGAAUGGAUGGGCAGAAAAGUUACAGGCAAAAGAUGCAAUUGAGUUUUACGGUGACCUUGACGGGAGUUUCCACAAAAGCUUGGAUUUGGAAAUAGAUCUCUCCGCGGCUUUGCUUGGCCGUCGCUCCCACAGGUGGUCAGCCUUUGUCGAUGACGGGAAGAUCAAGGCUUUCAAUGUCGAGACGGCACCUUCCGAAUUCAAGGUUUCUGGUGCCGAGGUGAUCUUGGACCAAAUCUAAUCCAAUCAGUGAAACCUGUUUCUGUUUGUCUUUUGCUCAUGCAGCAGCAUACAUGAUACACUAUUUGGCGUGCCGAAUAAAUGAGAACUCGAACACCUGUGUAAGAUUGCUAUCUGUUGUGCUACUUACAGGAUGGUCAUUAUGCUGUUGCAAAUCUUUGGUAGUGAUGGUUUCUUGUCA